AUGAAAAAACCAAAGGAUGGCGACAAAUGGGUGAUUGAGACGACAAAGUUGACGAUCUACGAUGUGAAGAAGGGCAUUCAUGGUAAAGGAGACAAUGCUGUGUAUCAGUGCAAAGCUGAGAACAAACAUGGCUAUGUGUGGACGAAUUUCUACCUCAACCUGCUCGCAUUCAAACCUCAACUACUUACCGAUGCUGGUGAAGUUGAAGCUGUAGCGGGACAAUCGGUAACCCUUGAAUGCAAAUUCUUCGCUAGUCCCAAUGCUGUGAUAACGUGGGCAAGCCCAUUGCUCCAAGGCAUUGCUCAUAACGUCAUUCCUGCAAAUCCACAUGGUGUUGGGAAAUUAGUCAUACCA
Molecule: messenger RNA, 354 nt
Organism: Cylicostephanus goldi
Lineage: Eukaryota; Metazoa; Nematoda; Chromadorea; Rhabditida; Strongylidae
Source: the annotation of a GenBank genome assembly